AUGCGCAGCUUUCUUGGAAAGUUCACGCUGAACAGCCGCAAGAAACGAAACGAAACGCAUAAAGAACCGCAACCUGGAAACAUCACCCAAGGAGACCUUCUGCUGUGCUUCUCGCAACUGGACCUGUUUUAUCCCGAUUGCCUUUUUAGUCCCAACACGAAGCGAAUAGAGCUUCUGAGGACAGAGAUGGACGCUCCCUCUGUGUGGGAACCCCCUGACCUGAAGAACCGACGGCAGUCGACACCCCACCCCGUGGGUGGCUGCAGGGGCUGCGUCUGCCUGGCGACAAGUGGACGGCAUGAAGCCUGCUUGCAGAGUGUCUGCUGCUCGCCUUUCCUUUGCCCGGCGGAGGAAGUCUUGCGGAGAGCCCGGGGCCCCUCCAGCAUCCGAGCCCAUCAGCAGGGGCCAGGGGGGCGCCAUGGGGCCUCUGCUGCGCCUGGGGCUGCGGCCAUGCUGCUGCUGCUGGGGGGCUCCGGGGCACUAGCCUCUCAGCCUCUCCCCCGCCAGCUCCCACGUUUCUGCCUUCCCUCCAAAAAAGGAGAAGCACACUUUCCAAUAAAAGAAACAGUCUUCCCCUCCUCGCACUCGCUGAGGUAUUACUACACAGCAGUGUCAAAGCCUAGUGAGUCACUUCCUCAGUUCAUCAUUUUGGGGUAUGUGGAUGACCAGCUAAUCUCUCAAUAUGACAGCUACACCAAAAAGAAGCAGCCUGGAGUCCCCUGGAUGAAGAAGGUGGAGGAACAUUAUCCCUCCUACUGGGAGGAGGGAACCAGGGUGUCAGAGAACACCGAGAUGUUCUUCAGGGAAAGCCUGGUGACUGCAAGAAAUCGUUUUAAUCAGAGUGGAGGAUUUCACUGCCUGCAGGAGAUGUACGGUUGUGAGCUGAGGAAAGAUGGGAGCAAAGGAGGGUUUUGGAGGUACGCCUAUGAAGGGAAGGACUACAUCAGCCUGGACAAGGAGACCCUCACCUGGACAGCAGCCGAGUUGCCAGCCCAGAUCACCAAGAGGAAGUGGGAUGCUGAACCUACCAUUGCCUGGUACUGGAAGGCCUACCUGGAGGAAGAAUGCAUUGAAUGGCUGCAGAAAUACCUAGAGUAUGGAAAAGAGAUGCUGCAAAGGACAGAUCCACCAAAAGUGAAGCUGACACGCAAAGCAGAUUAUGACAAUAUGGAAACCUUGAUCUGUCGGGUUGAUGGCUUCUACCCGAAGGAUAUUGACAUUGUCUGGACAAAGGAUGGGGAGGUCUGGAUGGAAGAUACCUUCCAUGGGCUUGUGUCCCCCAACUCAGAUGGGACAUAUUACACCUGGCUGAGCGUCAAAGUUGACCCCAAGGACAGGGACCGUUACAAAUGCCAUGUGGAACAUGAUGGACUUCCAGAAUAUGUGGACCUGGCCUGGGAGGAGUCUUCUUCCAGCCAGGGUCCCAUCAUCGCAUGUGUGGUGGGUGCUGUCUUUCUGGUUGCUGGGAUUGCUGGGAUUGCUGGGAUUGUUUGGAUUACUAAAUAUAUCAGUGAGUAAAUUCUGAAUGCAUUUACCUGUAGGGAGGAGGCAUUCUGUGGUUGUGCUUGGCAUCCAUUGUCGGUGUUCUAG
Messenger RNA from Sceloporus undulatus (fence lizard), 1590 nucleotides. RefSeq names its product major histocompatibility complex class I-related gene protein-like. The transcript has 9 exons. Gene Ontology annotation, cellular component: external side of plasma membrane. NCBI's taxonomy places the organism in Eukaryota, Metazoa, Chordata, Lepidosauria, Squamata, Phrynosomatidae. The record is from RefSeq and is a predicted model, not a curated record. Gene Ontology annotation, biological process: immune response.